CACGGUGCGGCAGGGAAAUCGUCUGCCAUUGCUCAGCUGUUAUCGAGAAAUAAAUCUUAAAUUCUACUAUGUAUCUACUAGAGAUAUUCCUGAACAAGUUCCUGGCGAAAUCCUUGGAGGAAUCCCUGCAGCUAUUUUUGACAGAAUUCGUGAUAGAAUUCCAAGAGGAUUCUCUUCCAAGAGGAAAUUCAUUGAUGAAUUCCUGGAGGAAUCCCUGGGGAUUGCUGGAGAAAUCCUACGAAGAAUUCUGGGAGGAAUAUUUCGAAAAGAAGUCUGUAGAAAUAUUUUAAGGUAUUCCUGGAGGAAUACCAGCAUGAAUUUCUUGAGAAAUACUUACAUGAAUUCCUGGAGCAAUACCUGAAGGAAGGAAUCCUUGGAGGAGUCCCUGGAUGAAUUAUUUGAGGAAUCUCUGGAAGAAUUCCUGGAGAAAUUUCUUCCAUCUCUUGAAGGAAUCACUAGAGCCUCUAGAACCAUAGGCUAGAGGAAUUCUUGGAUGAAGCCAUGUAGUAAUUUCUUAAGAAAUCCGUGGUAGAAUCCCAAGAGGAAUUCCCGAGAAAAUUCUUUGAGGAAUCUCUAGGACAAGGAUGUUUUCGAUCAAUUGGCAAUCGUUUGCCUAAUUUGUUCACAACUCGGUUCAGAAGCCCUAUAAUGGAAUGUUGUGUUCGGCAAAGUUGUAUAUUAGUGUUUUUCCUACAAUUAUCAUCAAGGACGUGGAGUUAGAAUAUCCAAUAUUUACGUCGUAAAAGUGUUAGUACCAGCUACUCAUACUAAAGAAUCGGAUUUUUCGAAAAAUCACUAAUCUACAACUUUGCCGAACAUCACAAUUUAAUAUCAGAUUUCUGAACUGAGUUAUGGAUCAAUGAGUCAAACGAUUGCCAGGUGAUCGAAAACAUCCCUGCUCUGGGAGAAUUCUUAGAGAAAUACCUAGACGUACUCCUGCUGAAAUCCCUAGAGAAUAUUUUGGAGGAAUCCCCGAAGAAAUAUCUGAAGAAAUCUCAUAGGAACUUCUGGAAAAUUCCUAGAGGAGUACCUGAAGGAAUGUCUGGAGGAAUGUCUGGAUGAAUCCCUAGAAGAAAACCUGGAGGUAUUUUUAAAGGAAUCCCUGUAUUCCUGGAAGAAUUUCGGAAAAAAAAUCUGAAAAAAUCUCUUGAGGAAUUCCUGGAGGAAUACCUGCAGGAAUGCCUGGAGGAUUUCCUGAAGGAAUCCUUGGAGGAUUUCCUGAAGGAAUCCUUGGAGGAGUCCGUUAAGGAUUCCCUGGAGGAAUUAUUUGACGAAUUUCUGGUAGAAUUCUUGGAUUGAUCUCUGUAGAAGUUCUUGGAGAUAUUUAUGGAGAAAUACCUGGAUGAAUCUCUAGGGGAAGUCCCGGAGAAAUUUAUGGGGAAUUACCUGAAUGAAUUCCUGGAUAAAAUUCUCGAUUUCUUAUAGAAAUUCUUGGAUGAAUCCCAGGAGGAAUUUCUGAAGAAAUCCGUGGAGUUCCAAGAGAAAUCUUUCGAGAAAUUCUUGGAUUCUUGAAUUCCUGGAGAAAUCUCUGGAAGAAAUCUUAGAUAAAUCCCUGGAUUUACUCCUGCAGAAAUCCAUAGAGGAAUUCUGGGAGGAAUGCCUGGAGAAAUAUCUGAGGAAAUCUCUGGAGGAAUCCCUGAUGGAAUUCCUGUAAGAAUUCCUGGAGGAAUGCCAGGCAGGUUCUCGGUGGAAUGCCUGCAGAAAUUGCUGAAGAAAUGCCAGGAGAAAUUCCUGGCGUAAUGUCUGCAGGAAUGCCUGGAUAUUUUCCUGGAGGAAGGCGUGGAGGUAUUGCUAGAGAAAUCCCUGGAUUCAUGAAAGAAUUCCUGGAAGAAUUAAAGGAAGAAUUACUGGAAGAAUUCCUGAAGACAUCCCUGGAGGCAUUCCAGCAGAAAUCCCUAGAAAAAUUCUUGGUUGAAUCUUUGAAGGAAUUCGUGAAGAAAUCCGUGGUGGAAUUCCGAUAGGAGUCCCUGGAGCAAUUUCUGGAAGAAUUCCUGGAGGAAUUCUUGAAAAAAUCGUGGAAAAAUCUCUUGAGAAAUUUUAGGAACAAUUCCUGAAGAUAUUUUUGAAGAAAUUCCUUAAGGAAUUCCCCCAGGAAUUUCUGGAUGAAUGCCUAGAGGAAUACCCGGAGGAAUUCCAGAACGAAUAUCUGAAUGAAGCUCUGGAGGAUUUCCUGGAAAAUUUUUUGGAGAAUAACCUGAUGUUAUUUCUGGAGGAAUUCCUGAAGAUUUCUGGAGCAAUUCCUGCAGAAAAUCCCGGAUGCAUUCUUGGAGGAAUUCCUAGAGUAAUACCUGGAGAAAUUUUUGAAGGAGUUCCCGAAUGGAUGAAAUCCUGGUGAAAUUCAUGGAGGAACGCCUGAAAAAAAAAAUGCAGGAGAAAUCUCGGGAGAAGUUCCUGGAGGAAUCCAAUGAAGACCUCCUGAAAGUAUUCCUGGUGAAAUAUCUGGUGGAAUGCCUGGAGAAAUUUCAGGAGGAACCCCUAGCGGAAUCCUAAGUAAAAUCCCUACAGGAAUUACUGGAGGAAUCUCUAAAGGAAAGCCUGGAUGAUGUCUUUCUACUCUUUGCCGUACGGAAUCGAGUCACCUGCCUACCAAUUGCUCGAUUACAAAGACUAAAAUAUGUUUUCAUAAAUAAAAUAUAAUAAACAAACCCUUCGGACAUUCGCUUAAAAGGUUCCCAGUAAAUCAAGGAGUUACUAAAAAUGUUUCCAAUUUAUCAAAACAGUAUGAGCUUUCAAGUUACGAUGUUUAGGUUAGAUUUCCUUUAUAUUACGUUACAUACGUAAACCGUUUACGGUUACGGUAACGGUUACAGUAAACGUGUUGGGAGGACCACCCUACGAUCCAACAUUGCACCAUCUUAUUCACAGUGGACUCAUCAUCUGACACACUCUGUCAGAGUGACUGACGUCUACCAACACAGCGAGCGAGAGGGAGCAACAGAUCAUCCAUACAGUAACAGUAACAAUAGCGAUCAGGACAGAAUGUAUUUUACCACCGCAGUGAAAACCACGCCGCGUUUUAAUGUGUUAUAUUAAUCAGUAUUUUAAAUAAAGUUUUAAUAUGUUUGUUGUGUAAAUCAUCGGCCCCAUUUAUCACAACAAAGUGGCGACGAGUAUUUUCGGUUCCGGUUUCGCGAAAUUCAGUUUUUCCGUCGCGUAAAAAUCAGUUUUUCGGUCGACGAAAGUCUUCGCGUGUGAAGUGGAAAAAGUUACAAAAUGCCGGAUCCAACUGUGCAGCAGCAGAGUGCGGGAGCAUUUUUGCAACAGCCCAAUUCCAAUCAGAUGCUGAUGCAAAUCCUCCAGCAACAGCAGCAGUUGAUGGCGCAACUCACUCAGCAGGUUUCAGCCACCCAGCUGGCCGUUCAGAAGAUGUCGGGAGAUGAAACCAUUUUGGAUUCAUUGUCCAGCAACAUCACCGAGUUCGUCUAUGAUCCCGAACAUGGCAGUACUUUUGACUCUUGGUUCGCACGAUAUGCGGACUUGUUCGACAAAGACGCAGAAAAACUGGACGAUGCAGCGAAAGUCCGGUUACUGAUGAGGAAAUUGAAUCCAGCAGCGCACGAACGGUUUACCAGUUUUAUUUUGCCUCGACUAUCAAAGGAGUUAACAUUCAGUGAAACAGUCGCGAAAUUGAAAACAAUUUUCGGAUCGCCAGUGUCAGUGUUUCAUCGUCGUUAUUUGUGCCUCCAAACGACAAAAGACGAUUCCGAUGAUUUUGUGACGUAUUCGUGCAAAGUUAACAAAGCGUGUGUGGAUUUCAAGCUGCGCGACCUCUCCGAGGAACAGUUUAAAUGUCUCAUUUUUGUGUGUGGUUUAAAAUCGACGCGAGAUUCGGACAUUCGCAUGCGGUUAAUUACCAAAUUAAAUGAGACGACGGACAUCUCUCUGGAGAAAGUUGUGGAAGAUUGUAAAAGUUUACAGAACCUGAAACAGGACAACAGUCUUGUGGAAAAACAGCAAUCAAUCAGUGCUGUUAAUGCAGUGCAUCAGGAUCGACCUACCAAACCUAAACACAAGCAAGGCGGUGGGGGAAAAGUGAAUAACAAUCAACCAAAAACUCCGUGUUGGUCGUGUGGGGGAAUGCAUUUUUCUGCAGAAUGCCCAUUCAGUGAACAUCAGUGUCGGGAGUGCAAGCGAAAAGGACAUAAAGAAGGAUAUUGUGCCUGUUUUUCGUCCGGCAGUGCUAGUGGCAGCAGUAAGAAGAAAAAGAAGAAGUACGGUGCAAAGAGCAGUAAGGAUGUGAAGAUUGUGUCAGUGAACAACAUCACCCAACGGAGGAAGUUUUCGGAAAUCGAAAUCAACAAGGUUCCAGUUCGGUUGCAGAUCGAUUCAGCGUCGGAUAUCACAAUCAUUUCUGACAAAUGUUGGCGACAAAUCGGACAACCUCAAGGAACCGCACCCUCCUGCAACGCAAAAUCUGCUUCUGGGGGAUCACUCGAUCUGGCCCGGGAAUUUUGGUGCGAUGUGAACAUCAGCGGCAAAACAAAGCGGUGUUUGUGUCGUGUUGCUUCACCCAAACUGGAUCUCAACAUUCUAGGCUCUGACUGGAUUGAGGUUUUCGGAUUGUGGGACGUGCCUAUCAGUUCGUUCUGCAAUAAAAUCAACAGUCAACAGUCUCGUACGGAACAGUCUCUGCAAGCCCAGUUCCCGAAAGUGUUUUCAAGUGAGAUGGGACUCUGCACCAAAACAAAAGUUCGUUUGACACUCAAAGGAGAACCAAAGCCAGUCUACCGUCCCAAACGUCCAGUUGCAUACAGUCAGCAAGGUGCGGUAGAAGAAGAACUUCAACGUUUGCAGAAUUUGGGAAUCCUCCAACCAGUCGAUCACUCCGAUUGGGCAGCACCGAUCGUCGUUGUGCGGAAACCAAACGGUAAAGUCCGCAUUUGUGCUGAUUUUUCAACAGGUCUCAACGAUGCCUUGGAAUCAAAUCAGUGCCCGCUUCCAUUGCCAGAAGACAUCUACACGAAGAUGGCCGGAUGCAAGGUCUUCAGUCAUAUCGACCUAUCCGACGCGUACCUCCAAGUGGAAGUGGACCCUCGAGAUCAAGCUCUGUUAACAGUCAAUACCCAUAAGGGACUUUUCCGCUACACUCGACUCACACCUGGCAUCAAAUCAGCUCCGGGUGCAUUCCAGCAGAUCAUGGAUUCAGUGUUGAGUGGCAUCGAGGAAACCUGUGGUUAUUUGGAUGACGUGUUGAUUGGUGGUCGUACACAAAAGGAGCAUGACCGCAAUCUAAAACAAGUGCUUCAACGUCUGGAAGAAUUCGGUUUUACAGUACGGAUUGAGAAGUGCAGUUUCAACAUGGAAGAAGUGGAAUACUUGGGACAGAUUAUGGAUGGAGAUGGCAUCAGACCCGAUCCGGACAAGACAUCAGCUAUCGCCACCAUGCCACCGCCCAAGGAUGUAUCAUCACUCCGUUCAUACCUAGGAGCCGUAAACUAUUACGCAAAAUACGUUCCGGAAAUGCGUAAACUGCGGUUCCCGAUGGAUCAACUGUUGAAAUCUGGUGCGAAGUGGAAUUGGUCAGAAGAAUGUCAGCGUUCAUUCAACCGUUUCCGUGAAAUCCUGCAGUCACCGUUGGCGCUCAUGCACUACAACCCAAAGUUGGACAUCAUAGUGUCGGCGGAUGCGUCAAACUACGGAAUCGGAGCGCGCAUUGCCCACAAGCUACCAGACGGAUCAGUGAAACCGAUCGCACAUGCGUCGAGAAGCCUCACACCAGCUGAGUCCAACUACAGUCAAAUUGAAAAAGAGGGACUCGCGCUGAUCUUCGCAGUUACACGGUUUCAUCGCAUGAUUUUUGGACGACAUUUCGUUUUGGAAACGGACCACAAGCCUUUGCUAGCGAUAUUUGGUUCAAAGAAAGGCAUUCCGGUGUACACAGCCAACAGACUUCAGCGAUGGGCAUUAACUCUAUUGCUGUACGACUUCAGUAUCAAAUAUGUAAGUACAGAAAGUUUUGGUUAUGCAGAUAUUCUAUCCCGUCUGAUCAACACCCACGUCCGUCCAAACGAGGAGUACGUUAUCGCAUCGAUUGAACUGGAAGAUACCAUGGAAGACAUCGUCAAGCAGUCAGUGGCAGCUCUCCCAGUCACGUUCAAGAUGAUUCAAGCUGGAACACAAUCGGAUACAGUACUGAAACAGGUAAGGCAGUUCGUUCAGACAACCUGGCCGUCCAAUCAGUCAAAAGUCAGCGAUCCACAACUACAACAGUUUUAUCAGCGUCGAGACAGUUUAUCAAUUGUCUCUGAUUGCAUCACCUACGGCGAACGUUUGGUCAUUCCAACAAAAUUUCGUGAACGAACACUUCAACUUCUACACAAAGGGCACCCUGGAGUAGAAAGAAUGCGGUCCAUAGCACGUAACUAUGUCUAUUGGCCUGGGAUCGACGAGCAAAUCAGUCAGCGUGUUCGAUCAUGUGAAGAAUGUUCGAGGGCAGCCAAGACAAACAGUAAAACCAACCUGGAAUCUUGGCCUGUACCAGAAAAGCCUUGGCAGCGAAUACAUGCAGAUUAUGCUGGACCAGUCGACGGUAAUUACUAUUUAAUUGUCGUUGAUGCAUUCAGUAAGUGGCCAGAAGUCAUCUCUACCAAGCGCAUCACUACAUCUGCUACAGUUACCAUGUUUCGUGAGAUCUUCUCCAGAAAUGGAAUGCCAGAAACAUUGGUUACUGAUAACGGUACACAGUUCACCAGUGAAGAAUUCGAAGCUUUCUGCAGUAACAACGGUAUCCUUCAUUUGAAGACGCCACCGUAUCAUCCGCAGUCGAACGGUCUUGCAGAGAGAUUUGUCGACACAUUCAAGCGAGGACUUCGGAAAAUCACGUCGGGGGGAGAGACUCUCCGCGAAGCAAUUGACACUUUUCUUCUGUGCUACCGCUCCACUCCAUGUCGUAGCGCACCUGAAGGAAAGUCGCCAGCAGAACUGUUACUGGGCAGAAAACUCCGAACGUCAAUGGAUCUACUGAAACCACCAACUUCGUUCUACAAGCAAGCCGAAUCCAAGCAAGAAAAUCAGUUCAACCGUAAACAUGGAACGAAAGCAAGAAACUACGAAGCCAAAGAUUUGGUUUGGACGAAAGUACAUCGAAACAACGCCUGGUCAUGGGAACCCGGUCAAGUCAUAGAACGCAUUGGUCGAGUUAUCUACAACGUUUGGCUACCAGACAAGCGGAAUCUUGUCAGAUCACACUGCAAUCAACUGAGAAAACGGUACGAGUCAGAACAGCCAACCUCAACAGUACAACAGCAGUCUACGCAAAUUCCGCUCAGUAUACUUUUGGAUUCAUGCGGUUUAAGUCAGCAUACUGCACCUGAACGAGCAGAACCAGAACCAGCCGAACCGUCACAGUCACUGUUACAUGAACUACAAUCAAGGGAGGUUCAUCGCCGAGCACCAGUCAAGCCACCAAGAGCUACUAUUCAGCAGCAACCGAGCCAGCUUCGCCAGUCUUCGAGAACCAGAAGACAACCCGUGAGGUAUGAGCCGUAUCAUCUCUUCUAAGAGGGGGAGGUGUUGGGAGGACCACCCUACGAUCCAACAUUGCACCAUCUUAUUCACAGUGGACUCAUCAUCUGACACACUCUGUCAGAGUGACUGACGUCUACCAACACAGCGAGCGAGAGGGAGCAACAGAUCAUCCAUACAGUAACAGUAACAAUAGCGAUCAGGACAGAAUGUAUUUUACCACCGCAGUGAAAACCACGCCGCGUUUUAAUGUGUUAUAUUAAUCAGUAUUUUAAAUAAAGUUUUAAUAUGUUUGUUGUGUAAA
Aedes albopictus (Asian tiger mosquito) is the source of this 7768-nucleotide messenger RNA. RefSeq lists its product as uncharacterized. The transcript has a single exon. Gene Ontology annotation, biological process: DNA integration. The coding region runs from base 3214 to 7500 and encodes 1428 amino acids. Gene Ontology annotation, molecular function: nucleic acid binding. The record is from RefSeq and is a predicted model, not a curated record. NCBI's taxonomy places the organism in Eukaryota, Metazoa, Arthropoda, Insecta, Diptera, Culicidae.